ACUGGACUGAAUUCCAUGGCUUCCAGAGUACUGUCACCCCCUGCUGGCCAGUCCUGGAACCACAGUCUCAUAACCAAGAGGUGUGGGGAGACCACAGGUAGAGGAGCAGGACUGGUAGCCAUAAAGGACGCCCAUGACAUAGAAACCAGGCUCAACGAGGUGGAGAAGUUGCUGAAGACCAUCAUAAGCAUGCCAUGUAAGUAUUCUAGGUCAGAAGUCGUGCUCACCUUCUUUGAAAGAUCUCCUCUGGAUCAGGUGCUAAAAAAUGACAGUGUACAUAAAAUUCAACCCAGCUUUCAAAGUCCAGUGAAAAUUUCAGCAGAUACGAAGACAUUAGCAACCACAGUAAUAACUACCAUUCCUCAAGCAGCAGAGAUCAUGAGGUCCAACGGAUUUUGUUUAGCAAAUACAGAGACUAUCGUUAUCGACCACAGUAUACCCAACGGAAAAGAGCAGCACCUGGGUGUGGAUCCGGCAGAGCAUUUGUUUGAGAACGGCAGUGAGUUCACCUCCGAGCCGGAGGACGGCGAUGACCCAGCAGCUUAUGACACCAACCUGUCCUAUUACCACCUGGUCCCCUUUGAGACGGACAUUUUGGACUGAGUCUUCAUGGGCCCUCCUCAGCCCUCAGCUGCUGGUUCUGCUGCUGUUCACUGGGCCCUAUCCCACCAGGGCCCCCAUGCCUGCACUGACUGAGCACGGCUCUGCUGCCAGGCCCCGCACCGAGGCCUGGUGUUCUGUGGUGAGUGGAGUAGUGGGGGUUUCUGGGGUUAGCACCGACCCCACGAUCUCCAACAACCAGGAGUCCGGCCCGGGAGUCCGCGACGCCUACUGCUGAGGAAGGCUCUCUCCCACUGCACACCCCCGGCCUGUUUCUGCAUUCCUAGGACUCGCUCGCUCCCCGUGUGGAGGAGCUACAAGUGCCUGCAAGACAUCACAAUGCCAGGGGGCCACCCAGGGCCUUGCUGGGUUCCUCCUCGCCUGUGACUGCUUCCUGGGAGGAGCCUCCUCCUGGUGCAGGGGCCCAGGGCCAGGCGCCCCUCCCUCCUGCCAUCCCCAGCACGACAAGCACACAGAACAACCCACGUGAAAUCUGUUGAGUCCCAAGUUCUGGGCGACACAGGCAGGGCAUAUUAAGUAACCAGCCUUUUCCUAAGAAGCAGGAUGUGGGGCUUCCAUUUGUUUUUCACCUUUUGUCUGGAAACUGAGGGCUGGCUUUGUGUCAGCCACAGUGGGUGUUUAUAGAAGGGGAAUUGUGGAUGGGGACAGGAACGGGGGAUCAUUGAUCACGGGGUGCUUAUGAGUUGGGGCUGAGUUAGUGAUGCUGCUCAACAGGAAGAGAACCCUGCCUGGCCUGCCAGCAUCUCUUCAGGGUCACAGUGCUGUGGCCACCUGGGCCCCGAAUUUGUCUCCUGGUGACCAGCUCUCCACCAUGGAACUGCCAUAGUAACGUGAGGGAAGAGGGUGAGAGGAAAGCCACGCACUCAGUUCGCCCGUUGUUUCCCUCUCCCUCAGGGAGGGUCUGGGGUCUGCGUGCUUAUCUCCUUUAUUUCUUCAGUGUCUACUAAGGACCAAUAUCUGCUAAUGUAAAUAAUAAUAAAUUAUUGAAAGUCCUAAUUAUUUUACACAGUCUGUUUUUUAAAUCUAUUUUAAUGAAAUAAAAUAUAUUACUCUUUU
This is a messenger RNA of Myotis lucifugus (little brown bat), 1677 nucleotides long. RefSeq names its product PX domain containing 1 (gene PXDC1). Lineage: Eukaryota; Metazoa; Chordata; Mammalia; Chiroptera; Vespertilionidae. Gene Ontology annotation, molecular function: phosphatidylinositol binding. Bases 16 to 603 code for a protein of 195 amino acids. The transcript is spliced from 6 exons. The record is from RefSeq and is a predicted model, not a curated record.